This is a messenger RNA of Drosophila sechellia, 1204 nucleotides long. RefSeq names its product G patch domain-containing protein 4. The coding region runs from base 66 to 1148 and encodes 360 amino acids. Gene Ontology annotation, molecular function: nucleic acid binding. The record is from RefSeq and is a predicted model, not a curated record. The transcript has a single exon. Gene Ontology annotation, cellular component: nucleolus. NCBI's taxonomy places the organism in Eukaryota, Metazoa, Arthropoda, Insecta, Diptera, Drosophilidae.
CGCUAUCGAUAACAAUUGCGCCGCACGUGCAAAUUUGUUUAUUUUGAUUUUUCAUAUUUCUUGUGAUGGACUUCGCCAAGAAGAUACUGGGAAAAUACGGCUGGAAAGAGGGCGACGGCUUGGGCAAGAACAACACCGGAAUCGCAGUUCCCUUGAAGGCCGCCUUGAAGUUCGAUAACGCGGGACUGGGAGUGGAUCGCGCCCAGGAAUUCAAUGACCAUUGGUGGGAGCGCUGCUUCAACGAGGCCGCCAGCAAUGUGGACGUCCAGGUUAAGCAGGACGGACAGGUGUCGACCUCCCGCAGAAAGGGUGAGGAAGCGGUGGAGAUCUCCACCAGCGGAUUCUCCGCGCGCAAGCUGAAGAAAGCCAAGGAGCAGCACGCCAGCGCUGGAAAGACCACCUACGAAAAUUUCCUGCAGACUUCGCUGCUCACGCAGAGCGGCGGCGAGGUUGAGACCUCCGAGCGCAUCAGGGUGGAGGACAUUGAGGUCACCAAGGUGGCGGUACUCACAGAUGCGGAACUCUUCAAGGCCUGCGGAGGAAGGACGGCGCACAAAGGAGCAAGGCAUGGCCUAAAGCUGGGCGGAAAGAUCGCCCGUUUGGAGCAGCAAGAGCGCGAGAUGCUGGAGAAGCUUCAGCGCAAGCUAAAGACUGCGCCUGAAACGGAGCAAACCGAACAUCAAGCAGUAGAGUCAGUUGAUGACAGCGUGGAGCAGUGUGAUACGAAGCCAAAAAAGAAGAAAAAGUCCAGGACAGAAGAGGUUUCUGAGGCAGGUGAGGUUUCCCAACUGGAAGAGCCCAUAAAAACCAAGAAAAAGAAGAAAGACAAGGCUGAGAAGGCAGAAGAGGAAUCCCCAGCACAUCAAACUCAAGAAGAUCCCGUCAAGAUCAAGAAGAAAAAAAGUAAGACACGGGAGCCGGAAGAGGAAGUCCAAGACGUUGCGGAAGAGCCAGUGAAGACAAAAAAGAAGAAAGACAAGAAAGCGGAAAGUCCAGCAGGGCCAGGAGCAACUGAAGGAUCACCCCAGGAUGCUGAAACUGAUGAACAAGUAAAGUCAAAAAAGAAGCGGAAAACGGUGGACUCUUCGGAGGAAUCGGAAACUAGCACAAAACUAAAAAAGAAAAGAAAGAACAAGGAGAACGUGUGAUAGUUGUAGUCCACUCUAGAAUAAAAGAUGUUAGAAAAAUGUAAUUUAUGAAGAUA